GCGAUGUAGUGAGGAACGCGCAUUAAAUUGGCGAUCACGAAUACGCGCGCAGCACGGACGGCGUAAAGUUCGUCCGAGCGCCCAGUCAUGUUUGUGGGGUGGUCGGAUUAGUAUAUAUUAUAAUCGUCCGCUGGCGGCCGCGGCAACGGUGCAUGUUCGAAUCGAGAAAUGGAAAAGUAUAAAAAUUAAAAACUGAUUUUUUUUUUCAAUUUUUCCUUCUCGUUUUCAAACAUUCCAGUGUUUUUUUAAAUUUUAUUUUGUCGCGCCUAAAUAUAUUAUUAUACCACCUAUAUAUACUCGUCCACCACAACUAUAUACCAUACUCAUCGCAUCGCUCUGCUUGUAUUUGUGGCUGAAUCUGGACCCUCUGUUUAAUUAAAUCUGGUUUAUUAAAAUUGCAUACUUCCACAUUAAGAUACAUGAUUUAGAAUGUUGUAUUUAAUAAUAGCGGUUAAUAAAUAAAAAAACUCAUCCAGAAAAGUGCCCAUUCGACAUUUAAUAACUGUUGUUGACAUUGAUAUCAAGUAUUAUAAAGGAUCGAUUGGAAAGGUCAUUAUAAUUUUAAAUAUGUUAGACGUAGAAGAAAAAUGUAGUAAACUGAACAUAAUAUAUGAACAGCCAACAUCACCACAGUCACCACAAAGAGAACAGAGAGAGGAAUGGGGUAACAAACUUGACUUUUUGUUCUCGUGUAUUAGUGUAUCUGUUGGCUUAGGAAACGUGUGGAGAUUUCCAUACUUGUGCUACAAACAUGGCGGGGGGGCAUUUUUAGUGACUUACUUUAUAGCCAUGAUAUUUUGUGGAAUACCGAUUUUUUUUCAAGAAGUGGCUAUCGGACAGUAUUUGGGUUCUGGCGGGAUGACGUUGGUUGGAAAGUUAUGUCCAAUACUUUCUGGUACUGGUUACGCUACAAUGACUAUAGUUUUCUUAUUGGAUGUGUAUUAUUGCGUUAUUGUAGCAUGGACAUUUUUUUACUUGGCAAGUUGUUUCAUAUCAUAUCCAACUUUGCCGUGGGAAAAUUGUAACAAUUGGUGGAACACAAACAAUUGUUUGAUGCCAAAUAGUGUUAAUAUAACCCACGAGCCUUUUAGUACGGAUACAAUAAAACGUAUGUUUAAUACAUCUUUGACGCUCAAUCACAAUAUAGAUUCGUGGAAUCAAAUGUAUUUCAAUAAAACGAAUGAAUUACAAGGUAAUAUUUUCAAAAACGAUGGUCAACUUACGGAAUUCUGUCAUACUAUUAAGUCGUUAUCGUAUGCUGAUGUUUCAUUAAAUUUCACCGACAUGGAAACAAAUAUUUCGUCUGUCCUUCGUCCAGGACAAGGUGUUGACUUUUUGAAUCAACUUCGAAAUUGUUUUAAUGUAACGACUGUGACACCAGCUGAAGAGUAUUGGGAGAGAAGAGUGCUUAUGCUGACAAGUGGUAUUGAAAAUAUCGGAGGAAUGCAGUGGGAACUAUUGUGCUUAUUAGGAGUAUCGUGGAUCUUGAUUUAUACCAUAUUGGGCAAAGGUCUUAGUCAGAGUGGAAAGAUAGUGUGGUUCAUUGCAAUGUUUCCAUAUUUAAUAAUGGGAGCAUUACUGAUUAGAGCAGUGACGCUAGAAGGAGCUGGUGAAGGUAUUAGGUACUUAGUCACUCCAAGAUGGGAGAGUCUCUUGAAUUCAGACACAUGGAUAGAAGGGACAACACAAAUAUUCUUUGGCUAUAGUGUUGGUGUUGGCACUUUACCAGCUCUCGGAUCAUUCAACCGAUUUCAUCACAAUUGUUAUAGGGAUGCAGUAUUAACUUGUGUUAUUAACACGCUCACGUCUAUCAUACCCAGUGUAAUAACAUUCAGUAUAUUAGGUUUUAUUGCUGCUUCUCAGGGAGCUACGGUUAGCGAUGUCGUGGAAAGUGGACCUGGUUUGGUAUUUAUAACUUAUCCACAAGUGGUGCUUCAGUUACCAGGGGCCAGAAUAUGGGCAGUUGUAUUCUUCGUCAUGCUUGCUAUGAUUGGUAUUGAUAGUGAGUUCUGCAAUGUCGAAUCAUUUAUAACCGGACUGACGGAUAAGUGGCCUAAGUAUUUACACACUAAACGAAAAACUUUCACUUUGUUGGUGUGUAUAGGUAUGUUUGUGCUAAGUUCGUCCAUGGUGACUAACGGCGGAAUGUAUAUAUUUCAAUUAAUGGAUACAUAUUCAGCAUCCGGAAUAUCGUUGCUUUGGGUGUGUUUCUUUCAGACUAUAGCCAUUUCAUGGUUUUUUGGAGCUGAUAGAUUUCGCGAAUGCGUCAAUCAAAUGCUCGGUUUUCGACCAAAUUUGUUCUGGUAUAUCUGUUGGGUGUAUCUUGCACCUUUCGUCAUGAUUACGGUAUUUAUAUUUUUCAUCAUCAAGUAUGAACCAGUAAAGUAUGGGAAUCAUUAUACAUAUCCAUGGUGGGGUGAAGGAUUAGGAAUAACAAUAUCGUUGAUUUCCAUGAUCUGGAUACCACUAUAUGCUGUUUACUACUUAAUGACGGAACCGGGGACUUUUAAACAAAAGCUCGAACGUGGUUUUACACCUAUUCCAGAAGUCAAAUGCAGAACUAAGAUAAAAAAAGAAACUAAAAACAUCAUUGAUAGAAGAAUUAACAUACAAUUAAUGGAAUGUAGUGCGUUGGUUUACAGCUGUGACAAUAAUGAUAGUAAAAAUAUAUGAACACCAAUUUUAGUUAACUAUAUAGCGUUUAAUGUUACAUUAUUCUUACAUUACAGCAGUAUUGUAGGUAUUUGUUUAUAAAUUCAUAUAGUUAACACUUAAACAAAAGUCUAUAUUUUUGAAAUAUAGUAUUGUAUUUUAUUUGUAAAAGUCGAUGUAUAAGAUAAGUAGUGUUUUUUAUAUUGAUUAAAUAAUUAAAACUAUUUAUAUGAUUAGUAUUAUAUAGUGCAGUUCUUAGGAGCAUUAUACAAUACUGUUUUUCCCCCUUAAAGUAGAUUGAUUGUUAUAUUGACAAAAAUAAAUUGUGUGGGAAUUAUACAGUGUUAUAGUCUAUUAUAUUGAUUUAUUUUGCAAAAUGCUAUAGUUUAAUAAUUAAUUUACAAAAUAUAAAAAUUAUUUAGGCAGUACAUUGUAUUGUUGAAAUAAAUAAAUUAAACUAAACUUAUGUAACGGUAAAAUAUAAUAUGACGUGUUAUUCAAUGUAUUUUAAGGUACUUUUUUAGAAUUUAUUAAUGCAAUAAAAUCAAAAAUUUGGGAAAUUUGAUAUUGAGAGUAAACUUAGAGACAAAGUUAAAUCUGUAUUAUUGCUUUACUAGAUCAAUCGGUACGUUUGGUAAGGAAGACUUCUAUUAUUAAUUCCUAUAUUCCGCGUGCGUUAGAUUAAGACAAAGAAACAUUCUGUAUCAAAAAUAUUUUGAAAAUGUCAUUGUAUAUAGUAAAAUAUAAAAUAUAAAUUUAUAAAUAUUAUGUUAAAAUUUUAAAUACCCGUAAAUAAUAUCUUUUAGUAAAAGUUAAUAAAAAAAUUAUGAACUUUAGUAAUUUAGUUAUUAAAAUCGUUAUUUUUCGUUUAAAUUAUUUAAAAAAAACCCGACAAUAUGAUUAUUUUUAUUUUCAGUAAUAAUAACUAUGAGUAACCUUGUAUUUAUUUUCAAGCUUUAGCUAUAAUCUCUACACAUCAUCACCAAAUUCCUCGACGAACUUAAAUCUAUACUUAACCCCUUUCUUACUGUUUUAACAUCCCUAAUAAACAAAAUAACACUCCCUAUAACUCCUACUCCAUAACACACACACACACACACACACACACACACACACACACACACACACACACACACACACACACACACACACAACACACACACACACACACACACACACACACACACACACACACACACACUCACACACACACCACAUAUUCCGUAUACAUCAAUAACACAAACACACAGUAUAUUUAUUAUAUAUAUAACUCUAAAUUAAAUUGCUAUUGUUAUUGUUAUUUAUUUAUAACUAACUUGUUGUAACAUGUAAUAUGUUGAUACAUUUUAAUUUUUAAUAAAUAAAAAAAAAAAAGCCUUAGCUAUAUAAAUUCAUGA
This is a messenger RNA of Rhopalosiphum padi (bird cherry-oat aphid), 4049 nucleotides long. RefSeq names its product sodium- and chloride-dependent GABA transporter 1-like. NCBI's taxonomy places the organism in Eukaryota, Metazoa, Arthropoda, Insecta, Hemiptera, Aphididae. Gene Ontology annotation, cellular component: membrane. Gene Ontology annotation, biological process: sodium ion transmembrane transport. The transcript has 13 exons. The coding region runs from base 568 to 2673 and encodes 701 amino acids. The record is from RefSeq and is a predicted model, not a curated record.